Molecule: messenger RNA, 1296 nt
Organism: Anopheles nili
Lineage: Eukaryota; Metazoa; Arthropoda; Insecta; Diptera; Culicidae
Product: netrin-A-like
Exons: 2
Coding region: 1-1296 (431 amino acids)
Source: RefSeq, a predicted model, not a curated record
AUGCAGUUAACAAGCAAAAGAAACAGUAUUUCAGGGGUUGGUGGACGGCUUCAGUUGGUUUGCUUUUUGACGUUGGUGCUGGUAGAAAACAGUCGAGCUGUGCACCGUGGUCCGUACCUGCGUAGCUUUCCGACCAACUCUGGCAACGAUGCUCCAUGCUACGACGAAGAUCGUCCUCGUCGUUGCAUGCCGGAUUUCGUGAACGCCGCAUUUGGUGUACCUAUUGAAGCAUCUUCCACCUGUGGUCAUGGCAAGCCGGCGCGUUUUUGUGAUUUGAAGGAGGUAUCUGAUGGAUCGAUGAGCAGCGGGUUGAGUUCAACUGAGUCGACCUGCGAUAUCUGCGACGAAACGGAUGCUGCAAAACGCUAUUCCUCUGUUGCUCUGACUGAUGUACAUAAUUCGAAUAAUGUGACCUGCUGGCGAUCAGAGCCCCGAAUCGGUUCAGUCGAUGCUGGACCGGAUAAUGUAACGUUAACGUUGUCACUCGGCAAGAAAUUUGAACUUACAUACGUUAGCAUAAUGUUUUGUCCGCAUGCCAUCCGACCGGAUUCAAUGGCCAUCUACAAGAGUGCCGAUUAUGGUAAAAAUUGGUUACCGUUCCAAUUCUACAGUUCGCAGUGCCGAAAAUUAUACGGGCGUCCAACAAAAGCUACUAUCUCCCCCAGCAACGAGCAGGAGGCACGUUGUGUCGACCACAAUCGUUAUAGUGUAGAUGGUGUGCAGGGUUCACGAAUCGCUUUCAGCACCCUGGAGGGCCGACCUUCUGCUUCUGACUUCGAUAAUUCCGUUAUUCUACAAGAUUGGGUUACUGCCACCGAUAUACGCGUUAUUUUCCAUCGGUUGCAGUCCUUCAAUGUCGGUAUUACUGGUAUUUUACCAUCUUCUGGUGGUGGGGUUGGAAGCUCUAUGCCGAAAGCACAAUCCGCUGAGCAGUUAACGAAUGGAAAGAUUUCUGGAUUAUCAACCAGAAAGGCGACCGAUAUUCAGCAUUCUAUAGAUUAUUCUUUGGCCGUAAGUUCUGGUGUCUUUACCUAUGCCUUAUCGGAUUUUGCCGUUGGUGGACGGUGCAAAUGUAAUGGGCAUGCGUCUCGUUGCAUAAAAGCGGCAGACGGUAUGCUUGAGUGCGAUUGUAAGCAUAAUACUGCAGGACGCGAUUGUGAAAGAUGUAAACCGUUCUUUUUCGACCGACCGUGGGGUCGUGGGACAAUGCGCGAUGCCAAUGAAUGCAAAGAUGCAGACAUACCGAUAGAUCUGUCGGACGAAGACGGAAUGGGUAAAUCGCAAACCAUUAUCUGA